Messenger RNA from Bacillus rossius redtenbacheri, 2981 nucleotides. RefSeq lists its product as uncharacterized. The transcript has 15 exons. Lineage: Eukaryota; Metazoa; Arthropoda; Insecta; Phasmatodea; Bacillidae. The record is from RefSeq and is a predicted model, not a curated record. Bases 214 to 2307 code for a protein of 697 amino acids.
AAUGUGUACAUCAAAUUUUUGAUUGGUGUAGAAGGCUUUGAAAACAACCAUGUGACUGAAGUCAAAACGGUGUAAAAUUCAACGGUUUGAAGUUUGCGAAUCGAUGAAUGAGUAUUUAUUUAGUUUGAGUUUCAUUUAUGUGAUAUUAUUAAGUGCUAGGAGUACAUUGUGUAUAUUUUGAAAGUGUUUCUAAGAUAUCAAACCAUUUUCAUAAUGACUAGUAAGUUUAAAAGGGGCAAAUAUUUCAGUCCUCCAAGGUGGUCAGUGUUUAAGAUGGAGGAACCUGCUAUGGAGACAGAUGUGCAAAGUUCUGGACGAAAGAUAAGAUACUUCCCGCCUAUUUUGGAGACCUCUAAUGAUGCUUCUGGAUGUAAUGUAGAAGGUAGCACAUCAGUAAAUUCUACUUUUAGCAUCAAAGAUAGUAAAGUUUCAAACCAAAACUUGACUUUCAGUAUGCCAGAUGUUUCAAAAGACCAGAUGAUCUUGGUCGAUCAAGAAAAUCAAAACUUGACUUUCAGCAUGCCAGAUGUGUCAAAAGAUCAGAAGGUCUUUGUUGAUAAAGAAAACCAAAACUUGACUUUCAGCAUGCCAGAUGUGUCAAAAGACCAGACGAUCUUGAUUGAUGAAGAAAAUCAAAACUUGACUUUCAGCAUGCAGUGUGUGUCCAGAGACAAGAAGGUCUCUGGUGUUGAAGAAACUACCAGGGAAUCAGCAAUUCAUACACAGUCUUUUAUAGGUGAAAGUGAAAUGGAAAGUACAUUUAGCCUGCCAGUUGAGGAAGAUUUUACGUUUCGUGUUCCUGUCCUUGAAGAGAAACCUACAAGAACCAAAAGGUUUUUUCCAAGCCCUGAAUCAAACGAUGAGAGUAAGAUUCAUACUAUCGUUUCAGGUGAAUGUAAAUCUGAGCCUGGAAACUUGACAUUUGAAAUGCCCUCAUGCAGAAGUCAUGGUGCAAAAUUUAAACAAGUCUCAGAAAAUACUUUGUCAAAUUGUGGAAAAACUACACACAAUAAUCCAGGAGUACGAAGGAGCAUGAGGAUCAAAAAAGAAUCUUGCACUCCUUUGCCUAGAAUCCAGGAGUCUCCUCAAAACAGCAAAAGAAAAUCUCUGAGCACUGCACGUCAAAAUAUCACCAAGUCUCAGUUGAACCUUUCAGGUUUGUCACUGAUGGAGACUACAGCUAGCUCUGAUGCACCUGACCUGCCAUUGAAAUGUUUCACACCUUCAGCUAGUAGUUCUCCUUCACGGACUCUGCGUUCCAAAGAGUCUCCUCGACACAGCAAGAGAAUAAGUCAGCGUGCUGUACCUCAAACAAGGGUAAAUUUCACCAGUUCUCAGUUGAACCUUUCAGGUUUGUCACUGAUGGAGACUUCACCUAUCUCUGAUGCACCUGAUCUGCCAUUGAAAUGUUUCACACCUUCAGCUAGUAGUUCUCCUACACGGACCGUGCGUUCUGUAGAGUCUGAGGCUUUUUAUCUACAAGCUGGUGUGUACCUUGAGACAGGAGAACUUCAUGCUGGUGCUUCACAGUCAACUUUAUCUCAGUCGGUUUCAGGCAGUGAUACAUUCACUUCCUACAAACUUCCUACAAAGGAGAGUGCAUCUGACGAAGACAGAGAAGUAUUACUAUCUGCAAGUAAAGCUCUCCGAAACCAGAGAUAUUUUCAUUUUCCAAGUCCUAAGCUGCAAGGUGUGUCUGAUGACCACACCGUGCAUUCAGGUGAUACUGAAUCAAGCCUAAUGCUUGCAACUGGUUCCACUUUUGAACUUCCUUCACAAGUUUCCAGAGAUCUUGCAAAAAUGAAAGUAAAUUCAGAGGUUGAUAUUUCAAUAAAGGCUAUAGAGAACAAAGAAAAUGUACCCCAUAUGGCUAAGACAGAUCCCAUAUGCAAAACUAACCAAGACAAGCGAACAAACAUUAAGUCAAAAAUACCUGUUCCCAAGAAGAACUCCGCUUCUAAAGAUAAAUUUGUGUCAAAGAUUCCAGUCCCUUUCCAGUUCAGAGGACCAGGUCAUGGGAGUAAUACAAAAACUGCAAGUGCAAAACAUCAGCCUGCAGUUAAGGUUGUUCCAUUCCAGUUCACUGCUCAGCCAACCACACUUGCCAAUAAAUCAACAGCUCAAUCCAGAGCCUUUGCAAGUCACAGGCAGAAAGCUGCCGCAGAGCGUCGUAUGACAGCUAGAUGUGUGGCCUUGAAGACCGCUCCAAAAGACAGGGAAGGCAAGACCGUGACACGUCGGAAACUGUACCAUGAAAUAGUGCGGACAAAUCGCACUCACCAACUAAUGAUGAAGAGGAAAAUCUAAGUCUUACGCAUACUUGAAAUUGUUUUUGUUUUUACUAAUGCAUGAAACUAUUUUCAGAGGAAUUUUACAUGAUGUUUGAAAUAAGUCUUUUCGCUUGUGUAUAAAUGUAUAGUUUUUUUUUAUCACAUAAUAUGUAACAGUGUUGAGUAAUAUAGUUAUUUGAAUGAUGGUUAAACAUGUUUGAUUAUUAGAAUUUUUUUUUUUAAAUUUUUAGAAGAUUUUAACUCGUAAUUGUGAUUUCAAACUUGUUAGUAAUUGUAACUACCAUUCACAAACUUCGUUUGUAAAACCUGACUUUUUCUGGUAUAUUUAUUGAGUAAUAUGUAGAGAAUUAUUUAACUUUUCUUAAAUAUGGUAUUAACUUACAAAUGUAUUGUAGUGCUUUAUUCUUUAUGUUGUGUCAAAAACUGUAUAAUUUAUGGCUAUACCUGGAAAAGUCAUAUUGUAGUUAAAGACUUGAAUUCAAUUUGGGCAUAGCCACAUUAACCAUCAGUGCUUGCAUUUAUAAUAAGUUGCUAAUCAUUUUCCUUGAGAGAUCUGGUAGAUUCAUAAGCCCAUUUUGAACAUCUGCUGUGAUGUGGUGUUGAUGGGACUGAGAUGUCCUUCACACUAUGAAGAUUUGUAUGAAAUAUACAUUAAAGUGCUGCAAUAAAAUCUUUAUUUUUGUGCCCUAA